Messenger RNA from Rotaria sp. Silwood2, 1587 nucleotides. The record is from the annotation of a GenBank genome assembly. NCBI's taxonomy places the organism in Eukaryota, Metazoa, Rotifera, Eurotatoria, Philodinida, Philodinidae.
AUGAAAUCCAUGACAAAUCUAAUUGAUUACAAUCGAUUAUUUUAUUUUAAUCCAUUAAAAUGGAUUAUUUUGCUCGAAAUCAUUAAAGCUGAUUAUUUUCCAGCAAAACCAAUAAAAUCCAUUAGAAAUCCAAUGGAUUAUAAUCGAUUAUUUUAUUUUAAUACAUUAAAAUGGAUUAUUUUACACCAAAUAAUUAAAACUGAUUAUUUUCCAACAAAAUCAAUAAAAUCUAUUAGAAAUCUAAUCGAUUACAAUCGAUUAUUUUAUUUUAAUACAUUACAAUGGAUCAUUUUACUCGAAAUGGUUAAAAUCGAUUAUUUACGAACGAAAUUUAUAAAAUCCAUUAGAAAUCUAAUGAAUUAUAAUCGAUUUGAUGCUGAUUAUUCCUCUAAAUUUUUUCACAUGGACAGCGACACAAAGUCAUUGGAAAAACGUGUUUUCCGCGUUAAAACCUGCAUUUUCACGUUUGCAAAAAAAAGUUUCUAUCUGAGCGAAAGGUCAGACUGAAGAUAAGAAUAUCGCUAUACUUAUUUUUAACAAAAUAAACUUCGUUUUUUACCGUUUUCUCAAGAUAAAUAGCACGCAUUUUAGACGUUAAAAUGAGACCGUGACUACUAAAUCAGCGGGUUUCAAAAUAACUGAAUAGUUCAUUCCGGAAUCAAGUACAUAUUCUUCCCAUGCAUUCUAUUAUUUAUUUAUAAUAUACAAAAGAAACAGAUACAAUCACGUUCACAACCAUCAAACAAACGAUUCGAUUCCUGAACGAUAUAUUUUAGUAGUCUUUUUCCUAUGAUACCGGAUAGAAUGAUGAUUUUGUUGAAUAAUCGGUUUGGUUUUCAUUUUAAUCGAUUUUAAUCGAUUAUUUUCAUUUUAAUGGAUUUUAAUUGAUUCCUGCUGUAAUUGCACAAUCUCUAUUUGAAGCAAUUUAUAUAGGAGUUCCAACUCUACUAUAUGUGAGUAUCAUGUGGCUUAGUGGUAACUACAUGGUUUCUUAAAACGAAAAAUCGAAGGUUUCGCGUUCGAAUCUCAAAAAAACGCUUAUCUUCGAUAAUAAUGAUUAAAAUCGAUUAACAGAUAAAAAUCAAUUAAAAUCGAUUAGUAGGUAAGAAUAGAUUAAAAUUGAUUAACUAGUAAGGAUAGAUUAAAAUCGAUUAAUAGGUAAGUAUACAUGAUAGACGAUUAACCGGUAAGAAUAUGCUAAAAACCGCUGGAAUAGUAAAAAUCGAUUGUAGUCAGAUCACUGGUGGUAAUGAGUUAAAGUGAUGCUUCAGUCAAUAAUAGAUUAGUAUUGAUUUGAGUCAAUUGAAAUCGAAUUAAGAGAAGAAAAUUGGCAACAGAUUUCUCGAGAGUUAAUCGAUUAUUUUUUUAUUAAAAAUCAAUUAUAAUGGCACUAUUAUAAUCGGAUUUUAAUCCGAUUUUUAAUCAAAACCAUGAUUUUAAUUGAUUAUAAGAAAUUUAAUCAAUUAUAAUCAUUAUUUUGAUUAGAAAUUAGAUUAUAAUCGGAUUAUAAUAGUGCCAUUAUAAUCAAUUAGUAAUAAAAAAAUAAUCGAUUAAAAUCUGAUUUUUUCUGAUUUUUUUUUACAUGGG